AGGUGUGGAGGGGGAAGUUGAAAUGGCUCUUUUGCAGGUGAUUAAGCUAAACCAGAGCAACCGCGGAUUCCCUGGCCAGCCAGCUUGCUGGGCCAGUUUUUAAAUUCUUGUGCUCUGCUGCUGGAGAUCUCCAAUUAGCCUCAAACUGAAACUCUCAGCUUGUGUGUGAACCAGGCAGCUGCUGGCACGCAAUCUUCCCUGAAGUUGUUUCCUUUCCUUUUUCCUGAGAUUUAGCGCAGGGGGGGAAGGGGCUGGAGUCACAUGGAUACAAAGCUUUUGAUUAAUGUCCAAGUCUGUGCUGCUGCUGCGGAGGCUUUCCAACCUCUCAGCUAACACGGCGAGCUGGGAACCAGUGACCGCUUGUUUCCUCCGGGCUGUGUCCUCUUCCUGACGGGAAAGGAGCACGCACCGGGCUGGCUCCUCGCCUCCGGACCUCGGGCCGCUGCCGGAGCCGGGUGAGAAAGGAGCUGAGACUGCUGCUGCGCAGCUGGGCACCGGCCGGAGCCCGGACCCACUAUGUAACUGAGCGGGGUCUUUUGUUGUCCUUGUCCGCAGCGUAGCGCUGGGCGUUGAGGCAGCGCUGCCCGCAGCCGGGAGAGCCGCCGGGCUGUGAGGGAGCUCCGCUCCUCCUCGCUGCACCAUGACAGAGGAAAGCAAAGGGGAAGGCAAGGGGGAAAGCGGGAAGGACCUGGAGAAGCAGCUUCGUCUGCGCGUCUGCGUCCUCAACGAGCUGCUCAAGACCGAGCGGGACUACGUGGGCACGCUGGAGUUCCUGGUGUCGGCUUUCCUUCACCGAAUGAUCCAAUGUGCUGCAGCCAAAGUAGAUAAAAAUGUCACAGAAGAGACAGUUAAGACGUUGUUUUCAAAUAUUGAAGAUAUUCUUGCAGUUCACAAAAACUUCCUUUCCCUGGUGGAGGAGUGCUUACAGCCAGAACCUAAUGCACAGCAUGAAGUUGGAACCUGCUUUCUUCAUUAUAAAGAAAAAUUCCGUAUUUAUGAUGAAUAUUGCAGUAAUCAUGAGAAGGCGCAGAAAGUUCUCCUUGACCUUAACAAAAUAAGAACAGUGCGGACCUUUCUUUUGAAUUGCAUGCUUCUUGGAGGACGCAAGAACACAGAUGUACCGUUGGAGGGAUAUCUGGUAACACCAAUACAGAGAAUAUGCAAGUAUCCCCUUCUUUUGAAGGAGUUACUGAAGCGGACUCCAAGGAAGCACAGUGACUAUGCAGCACUAAUGGAAGCCCUCCAGGCCAUGAAAGCUGUCUGUUCCAACAUAAAUGAAGCCAAGAGACAAAUGGAGAAAUUAGAGGUUUUGGAAGAAUGGCAGUCUCAUGUGGAAGGAUGGGAGGGGUCCAACAUCACAGAUACGUGCACAGAAAUGCUACGAAGUGGACUACUAUUGAAAAUUUCAGCAGGAAAUAUCCAAGAGAGGAUAUUUUUUCUUUUUGACAACCUUUUGGUUUACUGCAAAAAAAAGCACAGGCGAUUGAAGAACAGCAAAGCAUCUACAGAUGGCCACCGUUACCUUUUUCGGGGCAGAAUAAACACAGAAGUGAUGGAGGUAGAGAAUGUAGAUGAUGGAACAGCCGACUAUCACAGCAGUGGCCACACUGUUAUAAAUGGCUGGAAGAUCCACAACACAGCAAAGAACAAAUGGUUUGUAUGCAUGGCAAAAACCCCUGAAGAGAAGCAAGAAUGGCUGGAAGCUAUUUUGAAAGAGCGAGAGAGAAGAAAAGGUUUAAAAUUGGGUAUGGAGCAGGACACUUGGGUGAUGAUCUCUGAGCAAGGAGAACGACUGUACAAAAUGAUGUGUAAACAAGGGAAUCUCAUCAAAGACAGGAAGAGGAAAUUGACCACUUUUCCCAAAUGCUUUCUUGGAAGUGAAUUUGUGUCCUGGUUGUUGGAAAUCGGAGAGAUACACAAAUCUGAAGAAGGUGUUCAUCUUGGACAAGCUUUGUUAGAGAAUGGCAUUAUCCAUCAUGUUACAGAUAAGCACCAGUUCAAACCUGAACACAUGCUGUACAGAUUCCGAUAUGAUGAUGGAACAUACUACCCCAGAAAUGAGAUGCAGGAUGUGAUUUCUAAGGGUGUACGACUGUACUGUCGCCUUCACAGUCUGUUUACCCCAGUAAUUAGGGAUAAGGAUUAUCACUUGAGAACCUACAAAUCUGUGGUCAUGGCUAACAAACUCAUAGACUGGUUGAUUGCACAGGGGGAUUGCCGGACGAGGGAGGAAGCUAUGAUAUUCGGUGUAGCUCUUUGUGAUAAUGGGUUUAUGCACCAUGUGUUAGAGAAAAGUGAAUUUAAAGAUGAACCACUGCUGUUUCGUUUUUAUGCGGACGAAGAAAUGGAAGGGUCAAAUAUGAAGCACAGACUCAUGAAACAUGAUCUGAAAGUAGUGGAAAAUGUCAUAGCCAAGUCAUUACUGAUUAAAUCUAAUGAAGGCACCUAUGGUUUUGGUUUAGAAGAUAAAAAUAAGGUGCCAAUUAUUAAAGUGGUGGAGAAAGGAUCAAAUGCUGAGUUGGCAGGCUUGGAAGUUGGGAAAAAAAUCUUUGCCAUUAACGGCGACCUGGUUUUUCUGCGACCCUUCAGUGAAGUGGAUUGCUUCCUGAAAGCAUGUUUAAACAGUAGAAAACCCCUGCGGGUUCUUGUGAGCACUAAACCACGGGAGACGGUGAAGAUUCCUGACUCUGCAGAUGGACUUGGAUUCCAAAUCCGGGGCUUUGGUCCAUCAGUUGUCCAUGCUGUUGGGAGAGGAACAGUGGCAGCUGCGGCAGGUCUCCACCCUGGCCAGUGCAUAAUCAAAGUGAAUGGAAUUAAUGUCAGCAAAGAGACUCAUGCAAGUGUUAUCGCUCAUGUCACGGCAUGCAGGAAGUACAGGCGGCCAAUGCAGCAAGAUUCUAUACAGUGGGUUUACAACAGCAUUGAAAGUGCACAGGAGGAUCUUCAGAAAACAAACACUAAGCCCUCUGGAGAUGAUGGAGGAGAUGCCUUUGACUGCAAAGUGGAAGAGGUAAUUGACAAAUUUAACACUAUGGCAAUAAUUGAUGGGAAGAAAGAUCAUGUGAGUCUGACUGUUGACAAUGUCCAUCUGGAGUAUGGAGUGGUUUAUGAGUAUGACAGCACAGCUGGAAUAAAGUGCCAUGUCUUAGAAAAAAUGAUUGAACCAAAGGGAUUUUUCAGCUUGACUGCAAAGAUUCUUGAAGCACUAGCAAAAAGUGAUGAACAUUUUGUGCAGAAUUGUAACAGCCUCAAUUCUUUAAAUGAAGUGAUCCCCACCGAGCUUCAGAGUAAAUUCAGUGUCAUUUGCAGUGAGAAAAUUGAGCAUAUCUGCCGAAGAAUCUCUAGUUAUAAAAAGUUUUCAAGAGUAUUAAAAAACAGAGCUUGGCCUACCUUCAAACAAGCUAAGUCAAAGAUUUCUCCACUUCACAGCAGUGAUUUCUGUCCAACCAAUUGCCAUAUCAAUGUGAUGGAAGUGUCUUACCCUAAAACCUCAACUUCCCUUGGUAGUGCCUUUGGUGUACAGUUAGACAGCAGAAAACAUUCUUCCCAUGAAAAGGAGAAUAAAAACACUGAUCAAGGUAAACUGAAUCCCAUGAUUUAUGUCCAACAUACCAUUACUACUAUGGCUGCCCCUUCAGGACAGUCUCUUGGCCAGCAAGAGGGCCACGGUCUGAGAUACCUCUUGAAAGAAGAAGAUUUAGAAACACAAGAUGUCUAUCAAAAAUUGCUAUUCAAAUUACAAGCUGCACUGAAAGAGGUGGAAACAUGUGUCUGUCAAAUAGACGACCUUCUUUCUUCAAUAACAUACUCUCCCAAAUCAGAACGUAAAACACCUGAGCCUUUAAUGCCAGCAGACAGUGAUAAUGAAAAGGGGGAAAGGAAUGGGAAGAAAGUCUGUUUCAGCAUGACAGGUGAUGAACAAGAAGAUUCUGGUCAUGAUACUAUCAGCAACAGGGAUUCUUACAGCGAUUGCAACAGCAAUCGGAACUCCAUUGCCUCGUUCACCAGCAUUUGCAGCAGUCAGUGCAGUUCGUAUUUUCACAGUGAUGAAAUGGAUUCAGGUGAUGAACUUCCCAUAAGCGUUCGAAUCUCCCAUGAUAAACAGGACAAGCUCCAUAGCUGUUUGGAGCAUCUUUUUGGUCAAGUUGAUUCAAUUGUCAAUCUUCUGAAAGGACCAGCUGUGAUGAGGGCCUUUGAGCAGACAAAAUACUUCACACCGGGUCGAGGCCUCCAAGAGUUUCAGCAGGAAGUAGAACCAAAGCUUAACUGUCCAAAGAGGCUACGACUCCACAUCAAGCAAGACCCUUGGAACCUGCCCAGCAGCGUCCGGAGUCUUGCCCAGAAUAUCAGAAAAUUUGUUGAAGAGGUGAAGGCACGAAUCCUUUUGGCCCUUCUUGAAUAUACAGAUAGUGAGAUACAACUGAGACGAGACAUGGUCUUCUGCCAGAGCCUAGUAGCCACAGUCUGUGCUUUUUCAGAGCAGCUAAUGGUGGCCUUAAAUCAGAUGUUUGAUAACAACAAAGAAUAUGAAAUGGAGACGCUGGAGGCCAGCAGAAGGUGGUUGGAACAAAUAGCAAGUGCAGGUCUUCUCCUUCAUUUCCAGUCCCUGCUUUCACCUAACCUGGCUGAUGAGCAAGCCAUGCUAGAAGAUACACUGGUUGCACUGUUUGACUUGGAAAAAGUUACUUUUUAUUUCAGACAGUCAGAGCCAGAACCCCUAGUUGCAAAUGUACCGAUUACAUACCAAGCAGAAGGAAACCGGCAGACCCUGAAGGUCUACUUCUACCUUGAUAGUUACCAUUUUGAACAGCUUCCUCAAAGGCUGAAGAAUGGAGGGGGAUUUAAAAUCCACCCAGUACUUUUUUCACAAGCACUGGAGAGCAUGGAAGGAUAUUAUUACAGAGACAGUGUCUCAGUAGAAGAAUUUCAAGCUCAGAUUAAUGCAGCCUCACUAGAAAAAGUCAAGCAGUACAACCAGAAACUACGGGCAUUCUACCUGGAUAAGUCAAACUUGCCUCCAAAUUCAACAUCUAAAGCAGCUUAUAUAGAUAAGUUGAUGAGGCCUCUCAAUUGCUUGGAUGAACUUUACCGACUCAUAGGGUCCUUCAUCCGAUCCAAGCGCACUGCUGCCUGUGCAUACACUGCAUGCAGUGCUUCUGGAGUUGGACUUCUUUCAGUGUCAUCCGAACUCUGUAGCAGGCUUGGAGCUUGUCACAUCAUUAUGUGCAACAGUGGAGUUCACCGGCAGUACCAGAAAGAGGCUGUAUUAUUUAACACUAGUCACUAUAUAAGAUGAAGAUGGGAAUACUGUGUAGCAUGGACUGUCAUGAAGUUGUCAUUUCAGAAGACCACGAAACUAUGCAGCUUUUUAUUUGGGUUUCAGUAGCAUGUCUUAUGUGUUCAGAAAAGACUUUGGGCUUAAUUCUGCCUUUUUUUUUUCUUUUUUGUAAAGCUGAAAAAGAAUACCUCUGGGUUUCAUCAUGAUUUUAUGGAUUAAGUUCUGAAUUGGCCAGUGAAUUUGUGCCAAACAUUCUUACAGUUUAGGAAUAAAGUCAGAGCAAUUUUAACAGCCCCAGUAAACUACCACCCACAGUGUGUGGGUCACAAAUUAUUCAGAAUAAUUUGGUGACUGAAUAAAUGGUGGUGUGCUUGAUUCUGAAUGUGAGCUGAUCUUACCUGAGAAUAAAUUAUUCAUCAAAUUUCUGCUCAAAACUAGGGCUAAUUCAAAGGUAUAAACUAUUAAAUGUCUCUUUAAGUGUAUUUAAAAACCAUAAAAUACUAGAAAACCAGCAUAUUGGAUUUCAAGACAUUUCAUUAUGACCAGUGGGAAUGGUAUUUAAACGUUAUGUGUGGGAUUCCCUCUGCAUGGUAAAGGAUUCAAGAUCACCUGUUUAUAUAAAGCAAAGGUGCAAACCACUUUUCUCCAAAGCAUGACUAGUUCUGCUUUAAAGUGAGUCCAUUUGAGGUUUUGUGCAAGGUACUGUUAAUUCACUUGUACAUUAAUAUUGCCUUUGUGGCUACCAUCGCUUCAGAGAGAGAAACAUCACCUCUUGGCAUUAUCAGAGAAAUUUUAAGAUAGGCCCUUCAGGAGAAAGGAAUGCAUUACUUGAGAUUUUAUAGGUACUCAAAGAGGUUUUGCCCAGAAUUUCUAAAAGUUCAGAAGAAAAGUCAUGUAUUUAAAGACUAGGAAGGGUCAAUUUUUUUGAAAGGGUCUAUUUUUUUUAGGCAGGGCUAUUAUUUUUGGAGUGGUAAAAGUUGAGGAAAUUUUUUUAACAGUUUCCUGAAGUUACUGUUGUGCAUACAACUGGAUGAAGAAGUUUCUUUCCUUGGAAUUUGAAGUCAUACAAAAUGACUUUGCAUGCUGUUUUUUUUUCUUGCUGGCCUCCCAGUGGCACACCUCUACAGUCCCAGCACUGAGUAGGUUCCACUUUCUGGCAUUCUGAAUUUGCUUUUGCCUAGCUAGAAAGGUUGUUCUGACUCCAGCCAAUAGGCUUGCUGGGUGAAUUUUGUUCCCAACAUUUCUACUGCUAAAUUCUAAUGUGCUUUUGUGAACCUACACCCCUUGCUCCUUUGCAGACUGAAACUGUCUUGCAGCACCAUGAAAUCCUGGGAUGAGGACAGAAGAAGGAUGAAUAAGAUGCUGGAUGUGAUCGAGUCCCAUAGACAUACAUUAUUUUGCUUGUUGCCUGCAAUCUUGAAGGCUUCUUUCUUCUGUUUUUUAAAUACUAUUUAAUAGGGCAGAAGAUCUUGUGAAAUAGUGCUCUUUAAGUUGUAAGUUAGUUCCUUAGAGUUCAAGCUACUGAUUUUCAGUAAAAGAGGGUAUUUAUCUCUGGCUCUAUUCAGCAGUUUAUUUGUCCUCCUGUGUUCUUAGGGACUAACUGCUGUGAAGUGCUUGAUUUUGAUCAGCUGCAGAAAUCCACAUUUUGGAGGCCUAGACCAAUUACUCAUGACUGUUUUUUAACACUGUGCUGCAGAUAUUAAAUGAGUUGAAAACUAGUAUUAUCUACAGAUGCUACUAGGGAAGCUGAUGGGGGAAAGAUGUAAAUUGUCCUUGCAGGUUAAUCUUUGAAGUAUAUAUUCUUCACUUAUCACCCUUGCCAGCUUGAAAAUGAAGAAUAACCAACUCAGGGCAAGGUUUCUGUAUGCUUCCUUUAAAAAAAGCCCUCAUUUUACCCUAAUUUCUGUGAUUGGUCUGUAAUGGGGGAAGAGUACAGAGUGCUCUGCUGGUCAGCAUCUUUCUUUUGUUCCUGGGAAAUGGGAACUGAGCAAACCGUAUAAUCUGUCAGAAUUUAGAUAUAUUUAAUAGACUUUAACCAAAAAUAUACAUAUGAACCUUCCCUCACUCAAUUUAUCUGU
Pezoporus occidentalis (night parrot) is the source of this 7356-nucleotide messenger RNA. RefSeq names its product phosphatidylinositol-3,4,5-trisphosphate dependent Rac exchange factor 2 (gene PREX2). Gene Ontology annotation, molecular function: GTPase activator activity; guanyl-nucleotide exchange factor activity; protein binding. The coding region runs from base 641 to 5296 and encodes 1551 amino acids. NCBI's taxonomy places the organism in Eukaryota, Metazoa, Chordata, Aves, Psittaciformes, Psittacidae. Gene Ontology annotation, biological process: intracellular signal transduction; G protein-coupled receptor signaling pathway; regulation of signaling. Gene Ontology annotation, cellular component: plasma membrane. The transcript has 38 exons. The record is from RefSeq and is a predicted model, not a curated record.